GGGGGGGCGUACGAAGUCAAACUUAGCCAAUAAACGUCGAUGAAAUUUGUCAAGGAUUAUUUUGCCGGACAAAUUUCUUUACGCAUAAUAAGGGGGUUUAUUAAAGAGUUAGUAAGCAAGUAAUAUUUUAAAGGGUUCUUUAUUGAUAUGGUAUUAUAGUGAACUAAAAACUAAUUUGAUAUCUUGUAUAGUUUUAGAGUUAUGCGGCAUUAAACAAGAAUAACUGGGUUCCGGACAACCCACCUGAAUGAAAAACUGGGCCUUUAUAUAUUUUUUUUCAAUGAUUAAAUUAUUUAAUAUUUUAAUAUUAGUUAUUGCCCGAGGUCGAUAGCUAAGAGAUGUUUCCAAAAAAAAAUAGUAUAUGACUAUUUUGACUUUCUGCACCAGCGUUUUCAGUCUUGCCAUCAAAUUUUAUUGCUUGGGAUAUUCACCCAAUAACUUUGCUCUCGUUUGACACAUACAACUUUUCACCUCAGUAGUGAGAACAUAUUAAGGUCAGUUUAUAUCUACAGACAUUGAGCGUGCCAGACACGUGCCGUGGCAGACAAAAAAAUAUUCUUAUAUACAGCUUCUAUUAACAAAUUUAUAUCUAUCGUAACACGGCCGCGCAGACGCCGACAGACACGGGCCGUGCCCGUGCCAAGAUUUUUUUGUCUGCGCGGUGCAUGUCUGUACAGGUUUGUGGCUAUCUGCCGGUCAAUGUGAAUAGGGCACCGGAACCUGUGUCGGUGUCUGUCGAUGUCUGACACGGCACGCUUCUGCUAGAUGUGAAUAAAAACGGAGUCUUUCCCGGUACGGGCCUGGUGCGCUUAAUGUCUGUAGAUAUAAAUAAACGGUGUCUGUCGGUGUCUGCCACGGCACGUGUCUGGCACGCUCAAUGUCUGUAGAUAUAAACCGACCUUUAAAGGUAAAAAAAAAUCAACAUCAAGUAAAGUUAACCACAUUUAUUUACAUUCAAGAAUGAAAGGCAUCAUCAUUAUGACGAAAGCUUGUCUCACUCCCUGGAGUAACGAAAGAAGGCUUGUUCGAGCUGCUGUGGUGAAAAUGUUAUUUAGGAACCAGUUUUAGAUUGUUUAUCACUUUAUCCUGGCCUUGCAGCCGAUGAUAAGCGUGAUAACAAUUUUAGCUGGCGUUUUGUUUUGGCUAUGUAUUUACUACAACUACACUACAACCGUUUUGCAACUCACGCCAUGACCACGUGUAUCAUAUCAGUCAUAUUAUCAUAUUAUAUUUAUGUACUAUCAUCAAUCAAUCAAGCAAUCAUCUUUUAUUUGGUGGUGUUUGUCACAUAUGUGGGUAGAUUUAGUAAUCAGGCGCCGACUGAAUGUGGGUAGGCUUAAUUCUUCGUUCUCGAAAUACAUUCUAUGCUGAACGGACGUGUUUCCUUGGUGCCUCCUCAUCAGCCCCUACCCUGGCCAGAAGGCAUAUUUAACAGUGGCGACGGGACUGUGAUCUACGUGUCGAACUUUUUAGUGUUGUGGUUUAGUUAAUCGUGUUAAUAAACAGUUACAAUGGCAGUCGGAAAGAUAGCCCCGUUCGAUAUGAACAAAGAUUGUUGGGACUUAUACGUGGAGCGUUUAGAACAGUAUUUUAUAGCGAAUUCAGUGAGUGACACGGUUAAAGUGGCUACUUUAAUUACUGUGGUAGGCAGUGACGCGUAUGAACUUAUGGUUAAUUUGUGUACGCCGGCGCGACCGGCAACAAAGACUUUUGAUCAGUUGAAGGCCAUUAUGAAAUCGCACUUGCAACCUAAACCGAGUGUAUUAGCAGAAAGGUUCAAAUUUCGACAACGACGUCAGGCGAGUGAUGAGAGCAUAGCUGAGUAUGUCGCAGCCUUGAAGAAAAUGUCAAUGACUUGCAAUUUUGGCGCGGACUCAUUGCAAGAAAAUUUAAGGGACCAAUUUGUUUGCGGUCUAUCGAAGGAUGUUAUACGACAGCGGCUAUUCGCAGAGGAGGAAAUCACGUUCGAGAAAGCUUUUAAAUUAGCCGUAACGAUAGAUUCGGCCGAGACGGAAUCGGCGGUUAUGGAGAAGCGAGUAGACAACCAUGGAGGAAGUACGGGUGUCUACCAGGUGGCAUCGAGCCGGGGGCGGGGGAGCUACGGUCACGGAGAAGCCGCCGGGGGACGGAAGGUCACGGGGGCUACGCGAGGUUGGGCGGGCGCCGGGCGCGGCGCGAGCGGCCGGGGCGGACGGCGCGGGCCGGGCGUCGCGGGCGCCGGCCGCGAGCGCGGCGCGCACGGUGGCGCAGCUGGCUGCAAGGUGUGCGGCGGCAGUCAUGACUCCAACACGUGCAAGUUUAAGGCUUACGUGUGUCGGGUGUGCAACCGAGAUGGACAUCUGAAGAGGAUGUGCCCGAGACUACGCGAGGAACAGCUGUUCGCGUUGUACGACGGAGACGCGGAUGGGCAGGUGGCGUAUGACGACAGCGAGGGAAGUGACGAGGUAGUUACCUAUAACUAUUCAAUGGCUUUAAAGGACUUUAGUGCUUAUCCGCCAUAUGUAUUAUCAAUGAAAGUUAACAAGAGAUACAUAGAUAUGGAAAUUGAUACGGGUAGCUGUAUUUCUUGCAUUAGUUAUGAUUGUUACUUAAAAACUUUAGGGAAUUUUAAAUUAAAUCCGAGUGAUGUCUCAAUGCGAUAUUACACCGGGGAAAGGGUAAUACCCGUAGGUAAAUUAUGCGUGAGUGUACAAUAUGGCAAAGUAAACAAACAAUUAGAUCUGUAUGUAAUUAAAAGGGGCAUGACAAGUUUAUUAGGUCGACAAUGGAUUCAUGAACUCGGGGUAACUUUGCCCACUUCCGUGCCAUGUAACAAAUUGGAAAGGGAAAAUAUUAGUCAAAACUUUGAUGAAAAUGUGUUCAGUUCCAGGUUUAAAGAAGUUUUUGAAGACGGUUUGGGGCGGUUCACGGGCGGCAAGGUCGGGUUCGCGCUGCGCGAGGGGGCGCGGCCGGUGUUCCUGCGCGCGCGCCCGCUGCCGUACGCGCUGCGCGAGCCGGUGGAGCGUGCGCUGGAUCAGCUAGUGCGCGACGGCAUCAUCACGCCCGUGCCCACCUCGGACUGGGCCACUCCCGUCGUACCGGUAAUGAAAAAAGAUGGGACUAUUCGUUUGUGUGGGGAUUUCAAAUUGACACUGAAUAAAUGUUUGCAAGUGGAUCAUUUUCCAGUACCUCGAGUAGAUGAUUUGUUGACAAAAUUGCAUAAGGGGGAUAAAUUUUCGAAAAUUGACUUAUCGCAAGCGUACGCGCAAUUCGAAUUAGACGAUUCAAAACAAUACACCGUAAUAAAUACCCACAAAGGCUUGUUUAUGUACAAUCGCUUAAUUUAUGGCUUAGCUUCCAGUCCCGGCAUAUUUCAAAGGAAGCUAGAGCAGUUGUUUGCGGACUUACCAACGGUAGGGGUUUUCUUGGACGACAUUAUUAUAACUGGUUCUGACGAUCGGGCGCAUUUAGAAACUCUCACGGAGGUAUUUGAGAGGUUGCGGAAGUAUGGGUUAAAGGUAAAAAAUGUGGGUAGGCUUAAUUCUUCGUUCUCGAAAUACAUUCUAUGCUGA
Cydia pomonella (codling moth) is the source of this 3551-nucleotide messenger RNA. RefSeq lists its product as uncharacterized. Lineage: Eukaryota; Metazoa; Arthropoda; Insecta; Lepidoptera; Tortricidae. The transcript has a single exon. Gene Ontology annotation, molecular function: nucleic acid binding; zinc ion binding. The record is from RefSeq and is a predicted model, not a curated record. The coding region runs from base 1512 to 3551 and encodes 679 amino acids.